AUGAGUGACCCAAGUGAAGACUCAGAGGUCGUGCAGGAAGUCAUUGGAGACCAUGAUCAGGAUGCAGGAGAUGCAAUGGAUGUAGUAACUGAGUUAGAUGAACCGUUGACCUCAGUAUCUGAUACGGUACCUGAGUCUGAUGUGGUAGAGGAAGGAAUAGAGCCAGUGACUGCACUGGUUGAACUGGUGGUUGAACCAGUACCUGAGACAGUUGAGCCAGUGACUGAACCAGUAACUGAACCAGUAACUGAACCAGUAACUGAGACAGUAACUGAACUGGUAGUUCAACCUGUUGAGUCAGUUAGUCCAGCAGUACCUGAACCAGAAACAGUACCAGUACAGGAAGCAGUACCAGUACAGGAAACUGUACCAGAACCAUCACCUAUAGUUACACAACCAGCACCACAACCUUCUGCUGAUUCAAUCUCCAUAAUCCUGUCAUUCCUCACCAUUCCUGAACAAUUCAUCAGUUCUCUCGAUAGUAAUAUCAUAAAUGCCAUUCAAAAGAAAGCUACUGAUUAUAAUGAACUCAUUUCUACUCAUUCAUUCAUAAAAUUACAAGCAGAACUGAAUCAAAAUACAUCUCAUAAAGUUAUAAAUGAAUUAAAGAAUCGACUUCGAACUACUAGUGGUACAGUUAAUCAAUUAACUAUUGAAAAUGAAUCAUUAAGUGAAAAUUUAACUAAGAAUCAACAACAAAUUAAACAAUUGGAAGAAUCUAAUAAAUUAUUAAUUGAAGAAAGUAAUAAAUUUCAUCAUCAAGAAACUCAAACUAAUCAAGAACUUCAACAAUUACAAGAUUCCUCUACCCAAAGUAGUUAUAAAUAUACUGAAACUAUUAAUCAAUUAUCUAAUACCAAUAUUGAACAAAGUAAAAGGAUUAAUGAAUUAACUAAAGAAAUUAAUAAUCAUCGAAAUGAUAAUUUUAAUUUAAAACUUAAUAUUUCCAAAUUAAAUAAUGAAGUGGAUUAUUUAAAGAAUCAAACUAAAUGGUAUGAUGAAGAACUUAAAUCAACUCAAACCAGAUUUACUGAAUUAAUUAAAAAACAUGAAUCGGAAUAUGUAUUAACUUCCAAUCAAAUUACCAAUUUAAGUUCAAGAAAUGAUAGUUUAGAAAAACUUAAUAAAUCAUUAAAUGAUCAAUUAAAUGAAUUAACUGAAAGAAAUGAUCGAGAAGUUCAACUUGUAUCAACUUCAAGUUCUAAAUAUGAAUUUGAAAAGGCGAAAUUCUUAAAGGAACUUGAUAAUAAAAAUGAUCUUAUUGAAUUAUCAAAGAUUCAAAAUGAUCAAAAGUCUCAUCGUAUAGAUCAAUUAGAAAGUUAUAUUGAAGAUAUUAAACAGAAAUCUACAAAUUCAUUAAAUUCUUUAAGAAAUGAACUUUCUAUAAAGCAAGAACGAGUAAUUGAAUUAGAAGAACGGAUUAAACAUACUGAAGAAUUAUUAGAUAAAGAAUUACAUAAAGAAACUGAAUUACCCAAAUUAACUGAUUCUUCUGCUCUUAUAGCUUCAUCUCAAGGGAUUUCAUUAUCAUCAUUAUAUUCUGAAUUUAGUCAUUUAAAGAAACAAUUAUUAUUAGAAAGAUCUCAAAAGGAGAAAUUGGCUAAUCAACUUGAAUCAUUUGUUAAUGAAUUAGAAUCUAAAAAACCCAUAAUAACAAAUUAUCGAGAACAAAUUGAAUUUUAUGAAUCAUCUAUAAAGGAAAUGAUUGGUAAAGUUGAAACCAUUCGAUCAGAAAAGGCCCAAGUUGAAAAGGAUGCCAAUCGAUUAAAAUCUCGAGCUAUUGAAUAUGAAAAUGAACUUGGAUCAAUUAAACGUUUAGCUCGAGAUCUUGGCCGUCAAUUAUGUUAUUAUUUAAUUCAUUCAAGAAUUAGAGAUAAUGAUCAAGAUCCUUUAAGUAGUGAAGAAAAGAAAGCCAUUGAAAGUAUAUUACAAAAGAGUGGCCAUUAUGAAUCAUACGGAGAAACUGAAUCCGAUAAAAUCAUUUCGGAUCGAUUAGUAGAUUUCGCCAGUAUUAUAGAAUUACAACGAAAGAAUUCGGAAUUACUUACGGCUGUUCGUCAAUUGAGUCAAAGUUUAGAAACUAAAUCUCAACAAUCUUCUAGUAUUGAAUCAGCAGCCAUUGAAGAAGCUAAAGAUGCUAUCUUAACCCUUCAAAGUGAAUUGGAUAGUUUAACUAUUAAAUAUGAUGCUGUAGUUAAAGAAAGAGAUAUACUUAAAUCAGGUAAUCAUGGAAGUAUAAUGACACGAAAUGAUAGUCGAUACUUGACAGAAAUUAAUGAAGAUUUAAAACAGAAACUAGUGGAUAGUGAGGGAGUACUUAAACAUAUUCAAGAUCAAAAUAGUAAAAUCAUUAAUGAAUUAAAUGAUAAGAUUCGUCACAUAACUACCGAAAAGAAUGAAUUAUCUUUACAAUUAGCUAAUGCCAAUAAUCUGGUACAAUUAGCAGAAACAAGACUUGAAAAUAGUCGGAAGACAAUUGACAAUUCUAGUCAAGAAAUCAAUCAAUUACGUCAAGAUGUAUUAUUCUGGAAGGAACAAACCAAUAAACAAGAAAGUUUAUUAAUUCGAAAAUCCAAUGAACUUCGAGAUGUUGAAGGGAAUAUCAAUAAAAUGUCCAUUAAUGUUAAUAAUCUUGAAGCCGAAAAGCAAUUCAAUUCGUCGGUAAUUGGCUCAUUAAAAGUAGAAAUUGAUCAACUUAAAUCGGAUAAAGUUAAAUUAAAUGAAUUUGUAUUAAAUUUACAAUCCUUAUUAAAAUCUCGUGAUGAAUCCGCUUCAGAAUUGACGGAGAGAUUAAAUAAAUCCAUUGAAAAUUAUCAACAAUUACAAGAAAUUCUUAGUGAUAAAGAAGAGAAAUUAUAUAUCUUAUCUAAUCAAUCUGAUUUAGCGUUAAAGGCUCAAAAUGUUAAAUUAGAGCAAGUUGGUGAAGUUAGUCAACAGUUAUUAGAAACUAAACAUAAAUUAAAUGAGAAGGAAGCUGUGAUCGGCCAUUUAAAUGAUCGAAUUAAAGAAUUAACUAAUUCCUUAACUAGACGACAAACCGCACAAGCUCAAGCACAACUUGAAACUGAGAAUGAUAAUAAUGAAGAUGAUGAUUCUACUAAACAAGGAUUAAGAAUUGAGAUAAUUCAAUUAAAGGAAGAUUUAAAGAUUGCCGAAAGUCAAAUAGAUGAUUUAACUAAUUUGGCUAGAGCUAGUGAAGAAGCAUUGGUUAAUGCUACUAAUAGUUAUGAAGAGUAUAAACAAGAUACCCAAGCCAAAUAUAAAUUGGUUGAACAAGAGAAGAAUCAACUUAAUCAAGAGAUUAAUCGAGUUAAAGCACAACUUGAACAAACCACAAGGGAAUUAGAUGUCAAUAAACAAUCACAUAUUAAUGAAAUUAAUAGUUUGAAAACGUCACUCAAUGAAUUUGAAAUUAAAGCCAAUGCUUAUGAUACGAUGGAACAAAGCUUUAAUGCAAAAUUGGCGAGUGUUAGUAAAGAUUUACAACUUCAAACUCAAAUUAGUACGGAUGCUCAAGCCAAGUAUCAUGAAGAAUUACAAAAGAAUAAUGGAUUAUCUCAGACUAUUGUGGAGUUAAAGGAUAGUGUAGAACAGUAUAAGAAUGAGAUUCAAAGCUUACGAGAUUCUGUGGCCCAUAUAACGGCGGAAUUGAAUUCUAAACAAGAAGCAUUAUCAGCCCAUCAGAUAUCCAUUGAAGAAGAAUUGGAAGCUGGACGAGUUACGAUUGAAGAAUUAAAACAACAGAAUGGUAUACUAUUAAAUCAAAUUGAAUUAAGUAAGGGAACAGGAACAGGAACAGGAGUAGAUGAAGCUGAUUCAGGAACUAAUGAACUUAAGGAUGUAGUAAGUUUCUUAAGAAGAGAAAAGGAAUCAUUUGAAGCCAAAGUUUCUGUACUUGAAGAUGAGAAUCGGAAAUUAUCUCAACGACUUGUCCAAGUCUCAGAAGAUUUAUCAAUUGCCAAGAGUAUCUUAACCAAAUCUCAAGCUAGUUCAAUUGAUUUAGCAAUUAGUAGUAAAGAAAGUAAUCAAAUUACUGAACAAUUGGAACAAUUGAAUGUAUUCCGAGAAAGUAAUAUCACCUUAAGAAAUGAAUUAUCUAGUAAAGAUAAUAUCAUUAAAUCAUUACAACAACAACUUGAUUUGGUAGAAGAAGAAUUAAUUCCUACCAAGAGUAAAUUUGAACAAUUAACUACAGAAUUAGAUAUUCAAAAGCAACAGGUUGCUUUAAUUAAAGAAGAAAAUGAUCGAUUAAGACUUAAUGUAACAGCAGGAACUCCUGAAUCAGAAGCUACUAUUCAAACCUUAAGAUCGAAAUUGAAUGAUAUUACCAAACAAGCCAAUUCCAAAAUCACUUCCUUGAAUGAAAGAAUUGGUGAAAGUAAUUCAACCAUUGCCAAUUUAAAUCAAGAGAUUGCUAAACUUAGUGCCAGUAAAGUUGAAGAGGUUAAGAAUGUUGAAGAGAAAUUAUUAAAACAAUUGUCGGAAGCGCAAUCUGAGUCUCAGAAAUUAAGUGCUGAAUUAGCUCAAUUAAAGGCUCAACCACAAUCUCAACUGGAAGAAGAAAUUGAUAGUAAAGUCAGUCAGUUGAAUGCCGAAUUCGAGAAACAGAAGGCUGAACUUGAAACUAAUUUACAAGCUCAGUUUGAUAAGAAACUUGAGGAAGAAAUAAGUAAAGUUAAGGCCAAUACCAAUACCGAUACCAAUGGAAAUAGUAAUGUAGAAAGUACCAAGAAAGAAUUAGAAGCAGCUGUACAAGAAAAGAUUAAGGAAUUGGAAGAAUCCAUUAGUAAAAGAAAGGAGGAAUUGGAAAAGGAGUAUGAAGCUAAAGUUCAGAAUGGAGAUAGUAAUGCCUUGGCAUUAACGAAAAUUAAUGAGCAACAUGAACAGGAGAUUAAGAAGUUGAAGGAGGAAUUCAAUAAUCAAAUUGAAGAUGAAAAGACCAAGACUAAAGUUCAAGUUGAAAAGCUCUUUGAAGUUAAGAUAAAGAUGCUUAAUAAGAAGCUUGAACGAUUAGAAAAAGGGUCACCUGCUCCUGCUCCAUCAGGAACUGGAACUCCUACUCCAGUUCCAGUUCCUGGAUUUAAUCAAUCAUUUCCAGUAGGGGUUAAUCCAUUUGCUUUACCAUUUAAUAUGGCUCCUGGACCUUUUAGUUUCCCUGGAUCUGUACCUGCCAAACCAAACUUUCAGUCUAAGCCAGUUCUGCCAGUUCAACAAACUAUUCAACAGCCUGUUAAACAAACAACUCAACCAGUUCAAGCAGUCCAAUCACCACAAUCUGCGCAAUCAACUCCAGCACAGUCAGCACAAUCAGCACAACCAACACAACCAACUCAAGCUCUACCAAAGGGUACUUCACCUGCUCCAUCACCAGUACCAGAAACUAAAUCAUCAAAACCUUUAGGGUACCCUUUCACUGAGUCGACUCUUACUGUGCAUCAUCCAACAGCCACGGUAGAAACUAAGAAACAGGCCAAGAAUGAAAAGAAGAGAAGCCAAAAUAAUCAUCCUGGAGCUAACAAAAAGCAAAAGGAAUAA
Messenger RNA from Scheffersomyces amazonensis, 5535 nucleotides. It is a transcript of the gene MLP1, whose product is annotated as Mlp1p. Gene Ontology annotation, cellular component: nuclear pore. Gene Ontology annotation, molecular function: structural constituent of nuclear pore. Lineage: Eukaryota; Fungi; Ascomycota; Pichiomycetes; Serinales; Debaryomycetaceae. Bases 1 to 5535 code for a protein of 1844 amino acids. The transcript has 2 exons. The record is from RefSeq and is a predicted model, not a curated record. Gene Ontology annotation, biological process: mRNA export from nucleus; protein import into nucleus.